This is a messenger RNA of Lingula anatina, 4329 nucleotides long. RefSeq lists its product as uncharacterized. Gene Ontology annotation, molecular function: GTPase activator activity. NCBI's taxonomy places the organism in Eukaryota, Metazoa, Brachiopoda, Lingulata, Lingulida, Lingulidae. The record is from RefSeq and is a predicted model, not a curated record. Gene Ontology annotation, biological process: signal transduction.
ACUACCAGAUACGUUUAUUAAAAAGAAUGUUGCUGUGGUCUGAGGACAGAAUUCUCCAUUGUGAAAUGUUUUUGUGUAUUUUAGGAUUAUUUUUUCUUUUUGAAGUGCUCAGGGUUGAUGUAGAAGAUAUCAAAGAAUGGCUGUCGAAAAGGAAAGGGUGUGUAUGGUAAUGUCAGAAACAUUAAUGGAGCAGGUCUUUUGGUCAGCAUUGAAGUUAGUGAAUACUUUUAUAUAAGCUUAGGAUGGUCAUUUAACAGUUGUUAUCUCUGGAGCUCCACAUAUCCAUAACUCACUCCCAUGAUUGAAACAACAGCUGCAGCACGUCUUUUCAAAGCAGAAUGAAACCAUUCAGUGAACAACUUUGUAGAAAUAGAUUUAGCAACCUUACUGUCUCAUUGUGAUUGGCUGGACCCAUCCAAGAUGGCGGUUAUUUUGCGGACCAUUACCCUUGGUUGUGGCUCAAGUCGUGACAGCGAUACUCCAAGGUUUCCAAAGGUCAAAUUUGGGGUUCCAUUGGACCAAGCAUUUAAAAAUGGAAUUGUCACAGAGCCCUUGGAGGAAAUCAUAGUAGUAUUGGCACGAGAAGGUGUGGCAUCAACAAACAUCUUCCGCAAGCCAGGCAAUCCCACAGAUCUCAAACGUAUUGUGAAACGAUUAGCAGAAGGAAAACAAAUCAUUACAUCAAAUUAUAAUUUUUAUACAUUAUCUUCUGUAUUGAAGAAAUUUUUGCUCAAGAUUCCUGGAGGAGUAUUUGGUGAAGAGGGAGAGGGACUUUUACUACAGGCAAUGGAAAUACCUGAUACAAUGGAAAGAUAUGAAAAGAUUCAUAAAUACUUCAUGUCCCUAAGCAAAAGCUCACAGCGCUUUCUAGCAUUAUUAUUUGGGACAUGGUUCCGUGUAGUGCAUCAUUCAGAAAUCACUGCCAUGUCUGGUGAGGCCUUAGCUCGCAGUGUAACAGGAAGUAUGUUUCACACUUGCUCAGAUGAUCCAACAAAGGUCGCAAAGGCAUCCAAAGUAAUGCAGUUCUUGAUUGAGAACUUUGCAGUCUCAAAUAUGUUUGGUGUCGAGAAUAUUCAGUAUUUCGUAGAGCGGACCAACUCAGGGAUUCAUGUGACUCAUAAGUUUAAGUAUGAAUACAAAUAUCCAUCUGAAGAAUUAGUGCCAAGAGAAAAAUCCUUGAAGUUAUUUUCGCUAGUCCUCCAGACUGAAGCCAAGAAACGGGGCUUCCAUGUUGAUAUGGAUGCAGUGACGUCAGAGCAGUUUGCGAUGACAGCAAGCGAGCUCAAGCAAAGAAGGCAGCAGACAUCAUUAUCCUCACCCCAACAACCACAGCAGCACAAAGAGACGCUCUCUGGUAGUAACAUGGGAAAAGGUGACUGUGAAAAUUGCCCUCCCACAGGACAAGGCGGGUUGGCCAAUAAACAGGUAGAGGCCGUAGAGAUCCAUACGGCACCUCCUUUAAGACGCCCUGUGUCCCAGCAGGUGGCGCCCUCUCACAGAGACCGUGCUUCUACUGCCCCUUACUUCCUGUCUCCUGUCCAGCAGAAGUACUUGCACAAUGCAACCUCCCUAUCUGCACCUGAUGUUAACAAGAGGUUCCGCCGGAAGCCAGAUGAAUCAAAAAUGCGUAAAACUUUUCAGACCAAAAGUUUGAGUCGAUUUGACAUAAUCAAAAAGAAACAAAUCCAGAGAAUGCGCCAGCGCUCGAACUGGUUUCUUGGACCCUUUAACAGCAUUAAUUUGAGCAUGGAUGGUAGUGACUUUGGGGACAGAAGUCGGGACACAUCUGUUAGCAGAGGGUUUUCAGAGACUGGUACAUCAGAUGCUGGUAUGUCAGACGUAGACAGUGUUUUUACAGAACAUGAUCAGUCAUUGGCAGAAGAGGAGGAACAGGAUACAUUUGUUGAUGAAUCUGGUGAAAACCAGCAUGUCUUUUUAAGUUUACCAGUGGAAGCCUCUUCCAGUGAUUGUCCUCUAGAACAGACAGACAUUGCACAGAUCUCUAACGGAGUUCCGGAUUUGAGUGAGGUCGAUUUCACGCAAGUUGAAGAGAGGUACUUUGUUACACAAACAUGGUUUGAGCCCAAAAAGGGGGGCAGCUGAUCUUUUGAUCUUUCUUUGGAUCAAAUGUGCUGGUGUUUUAUUGAAUAUUAACCACAGAUAAAUAACAAGAUAUGUACUUUUGAACUAUCUCUUUUAAAUAUUUGUGGAACAAUCAAACCCUUGGUCUUUCAUUAUUUUUUUGCCAGAAAGGUCAAAUAGGUUGUCUUUCAUAAUAUAAAAGCUAUAUAUAAAUGGUACUUUGUUGUUUUGCUUGCCCUAAGAAUUUGCUGACUAAAAUGAUUUAGGUUGUUUUUAAGCCAGAUAGUUUAUGAGCUGGUUCUCAUUAGACUGAUAUAACAGUAACAAUUACAUGAUGCUGAAUGGUAAACAUAAAAUGUUGAGCAGUGGAAUAUCAUCUAAAAGAAAGCAGAUGGGGAUGUUGUUGAGGGGUAAUUAAAUUUUAAACCAUGAAAUAAAUAUGAUUCAGUAUUACAAUUAACUUACAGAUGAUACUGUUUAUUAGUUGUUGCACACUGUUGCAGCAUGACAGAGCAGACAUGUUUUCCCUGAACCUUUCUAGUAACAUAUUAUAAAGGUGCAUUUUUUGAAUUGGUGUUUUAGAGUAAAUUUUUUUGACUAUCAUUACAAUUUUCCUCUAUGGAAAUCAUAGCGACCGUGAAAAAAAAACUUAGGGAAACCAAAUAUUGUCAGAUUAUGCUAAUUUUAUAAUAGAAAUAUAACAGAACUCUGAAGGAAAUAUGACACACUAUGAGACAAGUCGAGUGGGACACUAAAUCACUAUAACUUUAUAGUUGGACAGAUUUUAAGAGCUGUCAUUUUCACAAGAAGUUGAGCUUAUUUUGCUAUGUUUAGUUAUUUAUGUUUGUCAACUGUCUGUGCUGACAUGACUUUAAAUAUUGUAAAUUAUUUUAACAAUUCCAUGGGGUUUUACUCAGUGAGUGUACUGUGUUAUCAAUUUAAGAGCCUGUUUAUUUAAUGUUGACUUGCUGCUUCACAUAGUUCCUUAGUGAACCAUGCAGUUCACAUCAACAUACAGUUUUUUAUAAUUGUACAAUGUGUUGUGUGGAGAUUUGGUAGAGCAGUUACAAGUAAAACAUCUCAUGAUCGGCUUAUGCUGUUACUCUGAUGCAUUCCAGUACUUAAAUUAUAAGAAAACAAGUUAUUUAUCUAAGUAGAAGUUGUAAGGAAGUAUAUUUUGUUUUAAUCCUAAUUAUUGUAGUAAUUGAUAUUUUACAUAGAAGAUGAUUUAGAUAUUUUAGUUUAUUUUCAAAGAAACAUGUUGAAAAGAGUAUUAACACUUUUUCAACCAAAGUGUGGAAGGCCGUGGAUAAUUUUGUCCAUUUGCUUCCAAUGUGUAUUCCAUUGGUGUGCUAAAUUGAAGUUAUUUGUGUCACUGAUACUUCUGUUUUACAUUAAGAUGCCUUUGAGGUGCUCUAAGGAGAAAGAGGGGCAUCAUGAAUUAGAUUUUUGAUAUGUACAAGUUUUCUGAGAAGCAGAGACUAUUUAAGUAUCCUAGAUAUGAUAUAACAGUGAAACAAGGUAGCAAAGCAGUUAAACUGUGGCUUUUAAGUAAACAGCAAGACAGACUGUAAAGUAAAUGCUAUAGGCAGUAUGACUGUGACAUUUAAAUGGCUGGUUGUAGUCAGCCAUUGCCUUCCUUUUCAGCAGGGAUUAAAUUUUUAUCUUAUUCAAUAUUAAUCUGUUUUCAAAUUUGAUGUUUUUGCACAUUCAAAGUGAUUUUAAAGCAGUUCCACAGCAAUUUCACUGAUACACAGUGGGCACUUAUUUCUAUCAAUUUUAAAGUGAUCUAUUUAUCAAAUCAUUCAUUUAGUACUCCCAUUUGGGGUUUGUAUAUUUGGGUGCUGUUGUACAGGAAUUUGUCAUUGUAACAUUGAUUUUUAAGUAUUGGUGUAUAUACUUGUGUAAAUAUGCAUAUGUUUCUGUGUGAUAUGGUAGCUUUGUUUUAUUUUGAAUAUUUUACUGGUUGUGCAGCCUGUUUUUUCUAAUGGAACCCGAGCACUGUUUAAACAUAAUUGAACUGCAAGAUAGCUUUUUUUUUAAAAUGGUAUUUGAAUUGAUAUACAUGUGGCAUUAUUGCAAUAUGUUUGUGAUCUCGUCAUGUUCUGCUAAUUCUACUGAUGUGUUUUAAAUUAUCUUGUGCAUUGCAAAUAUAUUGAACAUAUAAAACAUGGCCCUCAUACAUUUUGAUUUUUAAAAAUGAUUUUUGUUGCUGAAGCUUUCAAUAAAGAAAUCUGUUAAAUAAAA